Molecule: messenger RNA, 696 nt
Organism: Puccinia graminis f. sp. tritici CRL 75-36-700-3
Lineage: Eukaryota; Fungi; Basidiomycota; Pucciniomycetes; Pucciniales; Pucciniaceae
Exons: 2
Coding region: 1-696 (231 amino acids)
Source: RefSeq, a predicted model, not a curated record
AUGAGCCUGCGAAUCGAUCGACCCUCGAACUCACCUACGGCUCCAUGUAAGACGCGACAAGGGCUUUGGCCGAAUUUAGCGGGCGCUUCAAGAGCGAGCGUCAGCUCAUCCAAGGAUCUUCGUGGGCCUUCUUCUCAGGCUCAUUAUCCUCAUUGCUCCUAUCCUUCUUCAAUAAUGCGAGCGCGGAUGCAAGUAGAAGAAGCCUUGGAGGAAGCCCGGUUAGGCCGGGGAACUCAUGAUCCAUCAUUGCCUAACGCUAACCAAGCGCCCUCUAAUGACUCUGGGACUGACCCUUUGCGACCCGCAUUACUGCUUGGUGGGGUAGCCCUGUCCAGCACAUCGGCUAUGGUCAACACAGUUCCCCAGAUGCUACGACAGCCCAGUUUUGUGCUCGGACAAUCUGGCUCCAAUCUCAUGCCCGAAGUCGCCCCCUCACACGGCUCUCACAAUCAGUACUAUGCCUCCCAUCCGGGGUCCAAUGCCCACCAGAUCCAGGAUUUAGACUCAGCUCGGAUGAUGUAUAACCAUGCCCGGGCUCAGCUGUCGAACCCGGCUGGAUCUUUGACAGGAUCACCAUCAUCAUCGUCCUCCACUAUCAACCCACUCGCCUCGAACGUGUUUUCUUAUGUCGAACGUUUCACCCAUCAACGUCUCCCACACGACGUCCACAGCCCUACUAUCCCCGGCGAAAUCUAG